This is a messenger RNA of Heteronotia binoei (common prickly gecko), 4963 nucleotides long. It is a transcript of the gene MCF2L2, whose product is annotated as MCF.2 cell line derived transforming sequence-like 2. Gene Ontology annotation, cellular component: cytoplasm. The transcript has 34 exons. Lineage: Eukaryota; Metazoa; Chordata; Lepidosauria; Squamata; Gekkonidae. The record is from RefSeq and is a predicted model, not a curated record. The coding region runs from base 84 to 3878 and encodes 1264 amino acids. Gene Ontology annotation, biological process: intracellular signal transduction. Gene Ontology annotation, molecular function: guanyl-nucleotide exchange factor activity; protein binding.
CUGCCUCCCACUCUGCCUAUAUCUCAGGCUUCUCUCUCUCUCUCUCUCCUUUUUAUGGUGCUGUAUGGUUGCUCCCGUGUGAAAUGCUUUUUUGGCUGAAAGAAGAAGAGAUGUCGCAUCAGGAGCUCAGCCAGCGCCUGGCUACGGUCAUCACCCAUGUGGAUGAAAUCAUGCAACAGGAGAUCAGGCCCCUCGUUGCCGUGGAUAUCAUAGAACAGCUUCACCGGCAGUUUGCUAUCUUGUCAGGAGGGAGAGGGAAAGACGGCGCUCCGAUCAUCACUUUCCCCGAGUAUGCAGGUUUCAGCGAGAUCCCCGAUGAGGAUUUUCUGAACGUUGUGACGUAUUUAACUAGCAUUCCCAGUCUGGAGGCUGCCAGCAUUGGAUUCGUCAUCAUUAUAGACAGACGGCGGGACAAAUGGAGCGCGGUCAAGGCAUCUCUCACACGAAUAGCAGGAGCGUUUCCAGGGAACCUACAACUGGUCUUCGUCCUGCGGCCGUCCCGUUUCAUCCAAAGGGCAAUCGCUGACAUCGGCAUCAAACUGUAUCGCGAUGACUUUAAAAUGAAGGUACCGAUCAUCAUGCUAAAUUCUGUUUCUGAUCUACAUGGGUACAUCGACAAAAGCCAGCUGACGCGGGAGUUAGGAGGAACCUUGGAAUACGGGCACAGCCAAUGGAUACAUCAUCGAACUGCUAUCGAGAAUUUUGCCAUGACAGUGAAGACCACCGCUCAGAUGCUGCAGACCUUCGGAACAGACCUGGCGGAGACGGAACUCCCCAACGAUGUGCAGUGCACGGAGGAGCUCCUUUCUUCCCACAUGGAGCAACAUAACAAGCUGAAGGACGAGCUGAAACUUGCCGUGAAGCAGGGGGCCACGCUUCUCACCUGCAUCCGAGAACCCGUCACACGAAGUGCCACCAGCAAACUCAGUCCAGACGAGCUUGAAAAUGUGGCGACGGUGGAGAGGUUACUAGCUCAGCUGGAUGAAACAGAGAGAGCCUUUGAUCAGUUCUGGUCCAAGCAUCACCUUAAGCUAGAACAGUGCCUACAGCUCCGACACUUUGAGCAAGAUUUCAGAGAGGUUAAACUGGCACUGGAUAACUUGAUGGAAACGCAAGCCGGGUUCACGGAUAUUGGAGACAGCGUCUCCCGCGUGGAGUACCUUCUGAAGGAACGGAAGCAAUUAGAGGAGAGAGGACAGGAACCUUUGGAAAAAGCCCAAUCCCUCGCUAUUCAUGGAGACCAGCUGAUCCAAAACAACCAUUAUGCAAUCGAUUCCAUUAGACCAAAGUGUGUUGAACUCAGGCGCAUCUGUGACGACUUUGCCAACGAGACCAAGAAGCAGUGCGACAUUUUAGGGAAGUCCCUAGAACUGCACAAACAAUUAGAUAAGGCCAGUCAGUGGUGUGAAUCUGGAAUCUACCUCUUGGCUUCCCAAGCGGUCGACAAAUGCCAGACCCAAGAGGGAGCCGAAACGGCACUCUGCGACAUCGAGAGAUUCCUGGAGACAGCCAAGGACCACCAGCUCUUGAACGCCAAGGAGUUCUACAAUCAGUUCGAUACGAUUCUCACCCCAGAGAUAAAGAGCAACGCCCAAAGAGUUCUCCAAAAGCUGGAAGACGUACAGGAAAUGUUUGACAAGAGGCAAGUGAGCCUGAAGAAGCUGGCAGCCAAGCAGACGCGGCCUGUGCAACCUGUCGCCCCGCAUCCCGAAUCCUCACCCAAGCGCGCAUCGCCUAAGAGCACCCGACCGGCAACAUUAGCUACCAACAGGAGAUCGGUAGAAAUAUCAAGUCCCCCCAAAUCUGUCUCUGAUGCAGAGCUAUCAAAGAAGAAGAACGUCAAGAAGAGUAAAGGUGGAAUUAAGAUUGAAGUGAUGCACGAAGCGAGUCAAGGAGGGUCCAGCAGAAUUUUGGUGAUGAGCGAGAGCGAAGAGAACCUUUCCACCAGGAGGAGCCAUAUUAUCAAUGAACUGAUAGAAACGGAGCGAGUUUACGUUGAAGAGCUUCAGAGCAUCCUUGAGGGCUACGCAUCAGAGAUGGACAACCCUGAUUUCAUUCACCUCAUUCCGACCACUCUUUCCAACAAGAAGGAAGUUCUUUUCGGGAACCUCUCGGAAAUCUAUGAAUUUCACAACAGAAUCUUCCUCAAAGAGCUGGAAAAUUGCAUUGAAAAUCCAGAACUUCUGGGUCGGUGCUUUUUAAAAAGAAAGGAAGAUCUCCAAAUAUAUGAAAAAUACUGCCAGAACAAGCCCAGGUCAGAAGCUCUCUGGAGACAGUGUGGAGACAGCCUCUUCUUUCAGGAAUGCCAGCGGAAACUAGACCAUAAACUCUCGCUGGAUGCUUAUCUCUUAAAGCCGGUCCAGAGAAUCACCAAGUACCAGCUGCUUUUAAAGGAAAUGUUGAAGUGCAGCAAGAAUUCGGAAGGCACGGCAGAACUGGAAGAAGCACUCGCCACUGUGCUUGAUAUUAUCAAAUCAGCUAACGACUCGAUGCAUCAGAUAGCAAUUACUGGCUAUGAGGGUGAUGUCCACGAGCUCGGGAAGUUGCUUCUGCAGGGCUCUUUCAACGUUUGGACGGACCACAAAAAGGGCCACAACAAGGUGAAAGAUUUGGCCAGGUUCAAGCCGAUGCAGAGGCACCUCUUCCUCUACGCAAAAAUCCUGCUCUUCUGCAAGAAACGAGAGGAAAAUACGGACGGGCAUGAGAAGUCUCCCUCAUACAGCUUUAAAAAUUCUUUAAAGAUGAGCACCGUUGGCAUUACUGAAAACGUCAAAGGGGAUAACAAGAAAUUCGAGAUCUGGUACAAUGGCAGAGAAGAAGUCUAUAUUAUUCAGGCUGCUUCCGUGGAGCUGAAAAACACCUGGGUCUCUGAAAUUAGGAGAGUCCUGACAGGACAACUGGAAGCUUGCAGAGAGGCAAGCCAGCUGCACCAAAGAAUCACCGAGAGUGUGUAUCACGCACCGAUGAAUUCAUCCAACUCCUCCAGGUACGGCAGGAAGUCAGUAAGCUUGUGUGAAAACAGAACCGAGCUCUCGAGCCUGGAGAUGUCGAACAACCGGGACAGGAACACCAGCCCCCACACCAGACAGAAAAGAGUCGAUUCUUCCACCAGCCUUAAUCUUGAGCGCUCAGCUCUUGCUAGAAAGCGGUUUACAUUGCAAGGGCUUUCGAACCGCAGAGCUCCACCCAAAGAUCCAGAAUCUAAAGAAAGGGAUGUUACCCACCGCUUUUCCCUAGGUUCCUCCAUCAGCUCCACAACUAACACCUCCGCUCUAACCAAAGGUCCUCUUGUUCCUGCAGUUAAAGUCAAGAGGCACGAAAUAAAAAGUGAUCCAACUCCUUUGGGGUUUGAAGAUGCUUUUGAAAGAACCCUGAUGGCUCAAGCCAAAUGCAGCGUCGCUCCCUCCACAAGAUCGGUACCUAGAUCAGCUUCGCAGACAGGUUGGCCCAGCAGGCAAAUGCCUUCGCUAGACACGUUUGAGGAUUUUGAAGCCAUCCCGUCCAGCGCGGAGGAGUUGUCGAACUCUUCGGAUAUGGAGGAAGAGAGCCAGCUGAACAGCGGAUCCAAUCUUUACCGGGUGGAAGGCAGCUAUGACGCCUGUUUCCCUGAUUCCCUGACGCUGGAGGAUGGAGAUCUAGUGCAGUUCAUCCAGGAAGGUGAAGACGGGCAAUGGUUAGUGAAGAAGCUGGUUUCUGAGAAAAUGGACUGGGUCCCCUCCAGUCUGCUCCACCCCGCAGAGGGGGAUGCCAGCAACGUCCGCCGGGACAGCAAUACAGACGUCUACAGCGGUACCCGCAGCAUUACACCCACAAACUCCGAGAUGAAGGGGAGCGAGCUAGCAAGGAAGUUAACGGCAGAACAGAAAGCUGGCAGCUGAAGACACCUGGAAGCUUUUCCUCAGGACUCCACCCUCUCCUCUGCUUACCGGCAGACGCUGGAUCGACGCGCCUUCCUCUCAGGCUCUGAGCUUCAGAACUCUGUGGAAUCUCAUCGGCAUGGAAAUACCUUUCUAAAGAAAACAAAACAAAACAAAGAAGCUUGAUGAGCUAGAAAACCUGGAAGACAAUUCAAAGGCAUCAGAGCGAUCUCAGCAUUUGACAAAUACACCCGGCUUUUUUUAAAACAAAAACUCUGUUUUCUGAACAGUUUUCUGGAAAGGGUGUUGCCUAAAUUAGGCUGUUAGCAGAGGGGUAGGUCCCCAUGCCUGCAGUAGUUUUGGUUGAAUGCUGGAUUAUUUAAGGAGAGAUCUAUGAAUGUCCCCCUACCCACCCACCCUGGAUGGUGUUCCGUUGCAGAGAAACGUCUCUGUUCUUUUAUCGCUGCUGCGCAAUCUCCCCUUGAUUUCCCUUGGGUCAACCACUGCUGCAUUCGGUCAUCUCAAGACAAUCAUCAGUAGCAAGAUUAACAAAACUUAGGUCAGGUGAUGGUCCAGAAGAUGCAACUGCUGGACCUGCGGCAACCACAAAAAGCCUUUGCAGAACAGCGAAGGUUCUGCUUUUGGACGUAGCCUUCUGUCUGUAGAGAGUUUGGGGGUGCUAACUGGGAAUACAGAGGCAUCUUGUGGGUAAAAGAUGGGAUUAGUUGGGCAAGGGCAAAGGGCAGCCCACUGAAGUCAGUUCUGGGAUAUGUUUCUGGCAUCCAGAGGCUGCCUCUGUUUCCCCCAGUGUGCAAUCCCAUCCUGUUGCUCGCGGUGCUGCAAUUCUGUUUGAUGCUGCUGUUCAGCGUUCUUGCACUUGAGUAGAGCGCUGCUGAACAUUGUUGUCUUCUGGGUUCUGGAGCAGGAGCCUAUGCCCUACCCAAAUCUAUAAAUGCACCCCCUCCCCCAGUAUUACAUCCCCCAAAUGUUUCAGCACUUCUGGAUAGACCCCCUUCCCACCUUGUUGCAAUGAUUGUACGGUCGUGUUGAAGCUUUGUUGCCAUGGUAUUUAAAGAAAGACUGUGCCAACUCACUGCCGCAACAGA